GACCUUCAAAGCAGAGGCUGUGGCCUGUUCCGCUUGUGCUGGCCCUGGCGAUGAUUGUCGAUGCCACUCCUGACCCUGCCACUUUGAUCUCCCACAUCUUCUCCAACAAAUCCAGUUCACCUGAGUCUUCUAAUCCUUUGUCCAUGAACUCAUGCAACAGGAAGAUGGGUAUAAUUGUGUCGGCCAGCAAGGUUGAUCACAACAAUCCCAACUGCUUGAAGAAUAUGGUGGACUACAUGGCAACUGCAAUGAAUAACAAUGAUCGUCUUUUUGUGGCCACCUUCAUGGCCAUCUACCCAAAGUAUGCCACUACCUGGGAAGUGCUGGACAUGGUCAUGAAACGGUACCCUUCUUUCCAGUGUGAUUGUAAGAAGGACCAGAAAGACAGGAGGGCCAUAGCCUACUUCCUGGAAUUCUGGAUGGAAAAUUUGCCACAAGAUUUUUGUGAGUCUCCGGACUUAACCAUGCUGAACCACCUGAAGACGUACGUGAGCCUGAACAUGGCUUCCUCACACCUGACCGCCUGUGUCCAGCUGCUUCUGUCACUGCUGGAGAACGCAGGACAUAAGAAUCAAAGUCCCAAGGACAAAGAGGACUGUGGUUUCAGCUUUCCCAGCACAGGAAGUUCUGUGCUCCAGGCACUGGAUGAUCUAUCAGAUAUGCAGGAAUCUCUGGAGCUAAGACCAGCUUCCUCAGAAGUGUUCCCAAAAGAGCUGUCACCAGAAGAAGAGCUGGUGGAACCCGUGAGCCUGGAGCCACCUGUGACAGCAGCAGCCACCUGUGACAGCAGCAGCCAGUGUGAACCUGGGGACACGUGUGUCACAGGCUGGAGGCAGGGGAUCCAGCAGCAGUGCUCAUAAACCCAGAUAUCCCCGCCACAGCCAAGCCAGUGCCUCAUCCCGCUGCUGUGGGUCUGGAGCAGCCUCGGCCCACGCUAGUUAACACACAGCGAGCUCCUGCUAAGGCUGCACACUACUGUUACCUGAGCAGGAAGCUGGACGGGCAGCCCGGGGACCGCACUCCUGUUUGCCCUCUUCCUGCUGUGUGCAUUUAGUUCUGCCUGGCCUCUGUUGAAAGGUGACAGCCGGAGCACUAGAGCAGAGCUUCCCCUCCCCAGGGCACGCAUCCCUUUAACAUUUGAUUGUUUGUGUUUUAAUUAUUCAGUAGUAGUUUAAGAAUUAACAUCAA
Messenger RNA from Jaculus jaculus (lesser Egyptian jerboa), 1188 nucleotides. RefSeq names its product ral guanine nucleotide dissociation stimulator-like. NCBI's taxonomy places the organism in Eukaryota, Metazoa, Chordata, Mammalia, Rodentia, Dipodidae. The record is from RefSeq and is a predicted model, not a curated record. The transcript has 5 exons. Bases 51 to 860 code for a protein of 269 amino acids.